Messenger RNA from Solenopsis invicta (red fire ant), 1942 nucleotides. RefSeq names its product lipase 3. NCBI's taxonomy places the organism in Eukaryota, Metazoa, Arthropoda, Insecta, Hymenoptera, Formicidae. The record is from RefSeq and is a predicted model, not a curated record. The transcript is spliced from 9 exons. Gene Ontology annotation, biological process: lipid metabolic process. Gene Ontology annotation, molecular function: hydrolase activity, acting on ester bonds. The coding region runs from base 322 to 1635 and encodes 437 amino acids.
UGAACGCAGCUGAUCGUUAUUCGUAGUUUUACAUUAUCUCUUAUACUAGACGCAUACUUCUUGUAAUAUACUGUUGUGUGUAUACUGUGGGUUGCGAUAAUCAUGUAAAUCGCUAUUGUAUCGCUAAAUACUUAAGGAUUCUCUGGCAUCUAGAAACGUUUCCUACAAUUUUCUACAUUUUUUUUUUUAAUCAAACUGCAUACUGCACAGGAGCACGAAAAGUAUUUCCAUUGACAUUAUUUACAACUUACAAUACGGCUUUUCUUGCAAUCCAUUUUGUUUUCUUAUAAUCUUAAAUUGACAAAUAAGGUAACAACAGAUAUGAAAUUUAUUCAGUUUGCACUCAUACUUAUUAUGACAUUCCCAGAGGGAAAAUCGCAAUUCUGGCAGGACAUGUCAUUUCUUCAAGACGAAUUUCUAAAUCUUGUAUUUCCUAAGGAUUCUGGUUUAAUGAAAGUAAGAAAAAUGAAUCCAAUCGAAAGAAUGACAAUCAAUACAAAAGUAUUGGAUUUCAUUGGCAUGGUGGAACAAUAUGGCUAUCCUGCUGAAGAGCAUAACGUUACAACAGAGGAUGGUUAUAACUUGAAAAUACAUAGGAUACCUGGAAGUCCAUUAUUAAAUAACAAGAUAAAAAAAGAAAUUGUAUUCCUUGAACAUGCUAUUUUGUGUUCAUCUGAUGCCUGGGUAAUAUAUGGCCCCAAAAAAGAUCUUGCGUUUCUAUUGGCAGAUCAAGGAUAUGAUGUAUGGGUCGGCAAUAUGAGAGGAAAUACUUAUUGUAGAUCGCAUGUAAAUAUGACGAUAUACGAUCGCAAAUUCUGGCAGUAUAGUUAUCACGAGGUUGGAACAAAAGAUCUGCCGGCUAUGUUUGAUUACAUUUUAAAAUAUACAGAGCAAAAAGAUUUAUACUAUAUCGGUCAUUCAAUGGGAACUACUUCAUUAUUUGCUCUUUUAUCAACAAAACCGGAAUACAAUGUAAAAAUAAAAAUGGCCAUUUUAAUGGCUCCAGCUGUUCUUUGGAUAGAAAUAUCACCUACAUUAAACGAAAUUGCUAACAUUUUCCCAAUAGUAAAGAAAGUUUUAGAAAACCAUCAAAUAUACGAUGUCCUUCCACAAUCUUUAACAAUUGUUACAAUGGGAAAAAUAUUAUGUAAUGAUAAUAUGAUAACUCAGAGUAUUUGCGUUACUAUAUUUUUCGUAUUGGCCGGUGCGGAUCCAGCACAACUUAAUACUACAAGCCUGCCAUAUUUGAUAUCUCAUUGUCCAGCUGGUGCUUCUGUACAAUCAUUUGAACAUUAUUACCAAAAUGUUCUUACAAAAGAUUUUCGGCAAUAUGAUUAUGGAAUAAAUGAAAAUUAUAAACGAUAUAAACAGAAAACUCCCCCAGAAUAUGAUCUCAAAAAGAUUACUGCUCCAAUCGUUAUGUUUUAUGCAGAAAAUGAUGCGAUUGUUAGAGAACAGAAUGUGCUUGAACUUAGUAAACGUUUACCAAACGUUCUUCUAACAGAAAAAGUUCCAUAUAAAUUCUUCAACCACGUAGAUUUUACAUGGGCAAUCAACGCUAAAACUCUUGUAUUCGAUCGUGUAUUAGAAUUAAUACAACAGUUUGAUACUAAUCAAAAUAUAUCUAUAAAAUAAAUAGAAUUAGAGAAUAUAAAUCUUUUUCUCGCUCUAUGUUGUAAUUUUAAAUGUUUGUAAAUGAAAAUAAACUCAUAAAAUUACCAAAUCAAAUAAAUGUAUUGGUUGAUGCAAAUAAAAUGACCGUUUCUUUUAAUUUAAAUUUGCCCCACGCUGUAUUAAUAUUUCAUGUUGACUUAAACUUUAUUUUUAACAAUUAAAACAGUAGUAAGUAUAGUUAUAUAUACAAAUUUUUACAAACGGGGCACAUAUACUUUUCACAUAAUAUAUAUGUCAUAGCUAUAAAAGAAAAAGUGUAUAAAAAAAA